Messenger RNA from Salvia splendens (bonfire salvia), 981 nucleotides. RefSeq lists its product as uncharacterized. The record is from RefSeq and is a predicted model, not a curated record. Bases 1 to 981 code for a protein of 326 amino acids. The transcript is spliced from 13 exons. NCBI's taxonomy places the organism in Eukaryota, Viridiplantae, Streptophyta, Magnoliopsida, Lamiales, Lamiaceae.
AUGCAUGAGGUCCAAAAAGACACCUUUUAUUCACCUUUUGAUCUUUCAUAUUCUAGCUAUGCUGAUGACUAUGAUUCAAGAAACAUGUCUAAAAUAUAUAUAGCCUCAAAUCCAUGCAAAGAAGCAGCAUUAUCCCAAGGAAUGCCCUCAGAUUUUUCUCUUCAAGUUGAUAUUGGAAAUGAAACAGCAAAAAGACCAAGGUAUCUGCUGGCUUUAGCAGUUGGGAUUCAACAAAAAGAUAUUGUGAACAAAAUAGUCUCCAAGUUCAAUGAAGAUUUUGCAAUAAUGUUAUUUCACUAUGAUGGGAAAACAAGUGAGUGGGAUCAGUUUGAAUGGUCACAAAGAGCAAUCCACACCACUGGUCUAAAACAAACAAAAUGGUGGUUUGCCAAAAGAUUUCUCCAUCCAGAUAUAGUGGCUGAAUUUGAGUAUAUAUUCAUUUGGGAUGAAGAUUUGGGUGUAGACAACUUCACUAGUGAAGAAUAUAUAAAGAUUGUGAAGAAGCAUGGACUAGAAAUAUCACAACCUGCUAUUACAUCAAGCACAGAGCCAACAUACAGGAUCACAAUGAAAAGAAAUAAUGUGGAAGUUCACAAGGACGCAGAUGAAAAAUGUGAAAAUCCUCUUUACCCUCCUUGUGCAGGGUUUGUUGAGAUUAUGGCUCCAGUAUUCUCAAAAGAAUCAUGGAGCUGUGUUUGGAAAGUGAUUCAGAAUGAUUUGGUCCAUGGUUGGGGUAUUGAUUUUGCAUUUUGGAGAUGUGUGAAGGUCCCUCAUGAAAAUAUAGGAGUAGUUGAUGCACAAUGGGUUGAACAUUUAGUUUUGCCAACCCUAGGAACUCAGGGUGAAUCAAUACAGAAAAAUAAGACGAAGCAGAGGUCAAAGACUCGAGCAAGGUGUUAUGAAGAAUGGAAAGAAUUUGAGUGGAGAAUGAAAGAAGCAGAAAAACAGGAAUCUCAGAAACAGUCAAACCCUCCGAAUUAG